Messenger RNA from Neospora caninum, 1041 nucleotides. Its product is annotated as hydrolase, NUDIX family domain containing protein. The record is from RefSeq and is a predicted model, not a curated record. NCBI's taxonomy places the organism in Eukaryota, Apicomplexa, Conoidasida, Eucoccidiorida, Sarcocystidae. The transcript has 4 exons. Bases 1 to 1041 code for a protein of 346 amino acids. Gene Ontology annotation, biological process: ribose phosphate metabolic process; nucleoside phosphate metabolic process.
AUGAAUUCCCAGGUUUCGGACCUGGGUACGCCGAAUGGGGUGGCCGGGAGUAUGCCGCGACCCUCGGCAAAUUCCGGGCAUCGGCGCCUGCAUCCUGUUGGCAAGAGUCGCCACGUCCGCAUUGAAGAAAUGCAUCGUGGCGACUGGCUGAAGUUGGAGAAAGUCACGUAUAAAGAUGCGUCUGGAUCCCGGGAGCUUAUCUGGGAGCGCUUCGUCCGCGUCACGCCGCUGCAUGCAGACCAUACCCAGGUUACACAGGUCCCAACAGUCUCAGAGGCAACGUCUCCAGUGGGGGCCCUACCCAAAGACGAGGUUGACACAAACGUUGAAACGACUCCGUGCGCUCAGUCCAAGUCCUCGACUGCCUGUUCACAGGAUUCACCGGAAGUUGCCAGUGAAGAACUGAACUCCCACAAUGAAACGAGUAUCUCCCGGCCCGCCCAGGAGAUCCGCGGCGACGUCUUACCAGAGCAGAAGGCCUCAAGAGGGACAGAUAGCAAAGACGCACGGAGAGACGGGGUGGGACCGUCCAGUGCAGAUGGCAGGUUCGAGAGCACGAGCGACGUUCCCCAGGAAAAUGUAGAGGCUGACAGCGUCGCAGUUGUGGCCAUAGCUCGUGGGGGCCGAAACUGCAUGAAUCAAGAUGAGCCGAGCAUUAUUCUCGUCAAGCAGUAUCGGCCUGCAGUGGAUGCCGUCACGGUAGAACUUCCUGGCGGACUCGUGGACAAGGGAGAGGACGUCGGAACGGCGGCGGUGCGAGAGCUGAGAGAAGAGACAGCGCUGGAGAGAACGCCGCAAAUGAGCAGCGACAGGGAGGAACGCUGUCUGUGUUUUGACUACGGCUCAGGUUUCGUAGGCGAGGUCGUAUCCGUCGGGCCCAAGGUGACGCAGAGCACGCUCGGGAGAGAAGAACUCCACCUCGUCACUAUCCUGGUGGAUCUAGAAGCCUCCGACAACGUGACUCCUCGACAGCAGUUGGAUACGGAAGAGGAUAUCGAGGUUGUCAUCAUUCCUCUCCGAAAUCUUUUGCAGGCAAGUUGA